AUGUCACAUCAAAUUUCCGCGCUGCUCCCACUUUCGGCCACAUAUCCUGCCAACCGCAACCUGGAUAUGGAAAACUGCGACGGGGAAAAUCGAGGAAAAACUACUUGCUGUGCUGUCGAUAAAAACACGGAUACAAACCGAUGUCGACUGGUGCCAGGUACACGGAUAGCGUGGCAGGUGUGUGCUCGAAUCGAUGAGCAGCCAGUGGGCCCCACUUGUUGCCAAUACAAUCAAUUUCGCAUGUCGCAUAUUAUGCGAGCUGUCUCGCCGACCGAAAGAAGUAAGCCAAGUUUGCGCGCAAGUAUUUUUCGAGUGGGUGUGAUUUGA
This is a messenger RNA of Drosophila erecta, 327 nucleotides long. RefSeq lists its product as uncharacterized. NCBI's taxonomy places the organism in Eukaryota, Metazoa, Arthropoda, Insecta, Diptera, Drosophilidae. The record is from RefSeq and is a predicted model, not a curated record.